UGACACUGACUUCAGUCGUUGAUGAGCGCGAGAAAGAUGCUGGUGGCUCUGAUAAUCCUUCUAACGGGUACCUACACAUCAGCCUUUAUUGGAACUGGACGAGGAACUAAAAGAACAAACAUGGCAGACGUUUCAGUAAAUAUGAAUAUCCUAACUGAAUUUUCAAACGUUUUUAGUGGCGUCCAAUGCGUUGAUCUCUGUCUCCAGAAUGAGGCGUGUGUGUCUGUAUUCUACAGACGGCAACACCGGCGGUGUCAGCUCCACGACGUGUUGUUCAUGUCGCCGCAGCAUGGAGAACAAGAGACGGGAACAGUGUACUACAGCGUCACAACAGGUGAUUGUCCAUCUGGCUACGUCCACAACCGUCUCCUCAACUUCUGUUACCAGCUUCAUCAGGAGAAGAUGACGUACGGCAAAGGUCUUGCUGACUGUAAAUCCAGAGGAGAACACUUUGUUGUUAUUGACAGUGAGGCCAAGCAGAACCACGUCGUCAAGCAGAUCAACUCGUCACCAGUCAAGCAGUAA
Molecule: messenger RNA, 525 nt
Organism: Haliotis rufescens (red abalone)
Lineage: Eukaryota; Metazoa; Mollusca; Gastropoda; Lepetellida; Haliotidae
Exons: 3
Coding region: 22-525 (167 amino acids)
Source: RefSeq, a predicted model, not a curated record